AUGGAACAAUCUCCGGCGAUGACCUCCUCCGAGCAAUCUUCUUCUCUCAAGCGGCCUCGCUCACCAACUGAACUACACCCUCACCCCGCCGCCAAAGUCCAACGCACCGCCACCAACCACUUGCAGAUCAACUACCUAGCCCGGCAGCACAAGGAAACGAUCCCCCUGGUCACGGUGAAUGACAAACUCCCAGAGAUAGCACGUCUUUUGAACGAGUACGAUGGAGUUAUACAACGCCAUGAGAGCAUGGCGGGAAAUCUGGGAGCAUGCCCACUGGGGCCUAUUCUGCUCAAGCGGUUUGAAAGACUCUUCGAGGGACCGCCGCGGGUUCUCAAGUCCCACGGCAGAGACAACAGUGUCAGCUGGCUAGACGUGGUCGAGUUCGCUCAGAACAAUCCUAAGCAGUUUAACCUGGAAAGAAUGCGCAAUGGGAUUAGGGUUUGUCAGUUUUACACCAAGCAGUGCCGGGUCGAGAUUUCAGAGGAAGAUUAUGUGCUUAUCGCAAGCGGCAUGCCUCAAAAACUCAUACCUCCCCAGCCCAUCUUGGAAGACGAAGAGAAGGAGUUGGGGGUGAUGGAUCUCUUGGACAGAAACAUUGGCCAGAUCAUCCAUCUUGCUGACCAAGUGUCUGGCCGGGCUCGCCAGCUGAUCCAUAAGAUGAAGAAUCGGCGUAAUGCCAUCCUGAGUAGACGUGAGCAGGAAGCUGAGAACGUCAAGAGAAAUGCUGUCAGGGCCGAUGGCUCACCCAUGUCAAUGGUCGACACCAAUGGCACAGGCAAUCCACAGCCGGUGAGAAGCAUCGAAGUGUCUCAGUCUCCUCCAGUGGGCUUCACUGCUGUCAAUUUGAAGCCGUCUGGUGGCAGCGAAGGAACUCCACGCGCGUCAUUAUCUGGAGAGACUGCACGGAAUGCUCCCGACGAUAUAUAUGCUUCCAACGUCACCAUCAUCAACGGCAAGUCUAUCAAGGACGCUUCGCCGUCGGUGCGAGCGGAGCUUAUGAAAAACUUUCUCACCCCGGGCGAGCGAGAAGUCGCUGUUCCAGAGGAUGCGAACCGACGGGCCUCGGUGGGAACAUCUAGAGCCAAUGCUGCACCGGAAGGGUCUACUGAGAAGGCGCGUUCUGGGUCGAUGGACAUGGCAGGAGGCGGGAAACAAAACCAGUCUACUGUGGCCAUCCCAAGCACUCCCGCCUCGCUCAUGCCUCAUUCAAAGCCUUCGACGAUGGACCGCGAUGAUGGAGGGCCGUUCAAGGCUGAAAUGGUUCGAAGGAUGGACAAUAUGUGGAAAGGUGAUCGAGUGAUUCCUCCUUGUGACCGUUGUCGGCGUCUCCACAUGGAUUGCUUGAAGAACCUUACGGCGUGCAUGGGCUGUACUAAGAAGCAUGCCAAGUGCUCCUGGAAGGAGGUCAGGGCUGAAGAGUUGCACCUGUUUGCGCCGUCAGGAGAUCGCAGUGUCGAAGGAGGAACGGGUCUGGCGGCAUUGGAGAUACAACCACCCUUGUCUGCAGGCUCAACUAUUGAAGUAAACAGACCAUCCGAGGAUCUGGUAAGAUCUGCCAGUAUUGCAAGGGCAUCAUUGGACCUGACUGAGGAUCGUCCCGACACGCCUAGCAAAGAAGAGGGUGAACCGAAGAGGUCAAGUGAGCCUGCCCCGGGCAACCAUUCCUCGGGACGUUUAGAUGUACGACCUCCUCCUCUUGUGCAACAAUUGCAAGACGCAGCCAAGGAACGUUCGGAAUCAAGUACGUUCGGCGCGGUGUUGUCACCACGUGAGAGGGAUCUCGAAAGAGAUGAUGACGACGAUGAAGGGGAUCGACUGCAGGCACUUGCUUCCCGAGUUUAUCGGACAGCAUCACAGAGUGGUCACCGGUCAUGA
This is a messenger RNA of Exophiala spinifera, 1875 nucleotides long. RefSeq lists its product as uncharacterized. The transcript has 2 exons. The record is from RefSeq and is a predicted model, not a curated record. NCBI's taxonomy places the organism in Eukaryota, Fungi, Ascomycota, Eurotiomycetes, Chaetothyriales, Herpotrichiellaceae. Gene Ontology annotation, biological process: regulation of DNA-templated transcription. The coding region runs from base 1 to 1875 and encodes 624 amino acids. Gene Ontology annotation, molecular function: DNA-binding transcription factor activity, RNA polymerase II-specific; zinc ion binding.